Molecule: messenger RNA, 288 nt
Organism: Coprinopsis cinerea okayama7#130
Lineage: Eukaryota; Fungi; Basidiomycota; Agaricomycetes; Agaricales; Psathyrellaceae
Exons: 4
Coding region: 1-288 (95 amino acids)
Biological process (GO): mRNA splicing, via spliceosome; P-body assembly
Cellular component (GO): U4/U6 x U5 tri-snRNP complex; Lsm1-7-Pat1 complex; P-body
Molecular function (GO): RNA binding
Source: RefSeq, a predicted model, not a curated record
AUGGAUCCCUCUGCUUCCGGCAUUCAAGAACCUUUCGAUCUGAUUAGACUGUCUCUGAGUGAACGCGUAUUCGUCAAGCUACGAGGAGAUAGGGAAAUGACUGGAAUUCUUCAUGCCUAUGAUGGACAUAUGAAUCUUAUCCUCAGUGACGUCGAAGAGACCAUCAUGAUAGUGGAUACCGAUGCACCCAAUGGCCAGGGAGUUGUCAACAUCGCAAAACGGAAAAUGGAUAUGCUGUUUGUGAGAGGAGAUGGCGUCAUUCUCGUUUCUCCCCCUGCCAGGACAUGA